Venturia canescens is the source of this 13120-nucleotide messenger RNA. RefSeq names its product Zn finger homeodomain 1 (gene zfh1). Bases 3162 to 5378 code for a protein of 738 amino acids. The transcript is spliced from 9 exons. NCBI's taxonomy places the organism in Eukaryota, Metazoa, Arthropoda, Insecta, Hymenoptera, Ichneumonidae. Gene Ontology annotation, molecular function: DNA binding. The record is from RefSeq and is a predicted model, not a curated record.
GAAUGAAGGUAAACGAACGAAGGAGAGAGAGAGAGAGAGAGAGAGAGGGAGAAACACGGGGGCGGUGGCUGGAUCUCUUCGUGUCCGCCAUUACCGCCAUCACCCAUCACCCCAUCUCCAUCGCUCGUGUCCUAUAGUAAAGCUCCCGUAGCGUUCCUCCCCUCCUCCAGCUUUUCCCCCCAUCGCUAUCAGCGCGCUUCCCUCUUUCUCUCUCGUUCGCAGCCUCCCCUGCGUCGAACACACGAGCAGGACGUACCGCUACCUUGCACGUUCAUACGUUGGUGUUGGUGUGUGUCGAUGAACGUGCUUUCAGGCGAGAGAGAAGCGUAGCAGCAGCAGCAGCAGCAGCGCGCGGGUACCGGUGAGCUACUCUUGGCUGGUAGUACACCGCGACAUUCUGCCUGCUUGCCUGCUGCCAUGCCCUAGCACCGCGAGGGCCGCAAGCGUCUCUCGGUUCCUUCGUUCCUUCUUCUCUUCUUCCUUUCGUUUCCCUCCCCCGUUCUAUUAUUUGUUUAUUCAACAAAAAACAAAAACAACGGAGUUACGCGUCUGUCGAAACAAGAGUUUUUUUUUAACCCGCAACCGAGGAAAAAUCUAAUUGAACGCGUUUCACGUACCACGAUACCCACGGUAUUGUACCGAGUACAGUCAAAAGUUAUGAAGUGACCGAGUGCUUCAUCCAAGAAGGAAAAAGCUGUAACACGCGCGCGGGGCUUCGCCCUCGCCCUCCGUACUCCGCGUCGGACGCAUCGUACAUGCAUAAAAGAAAAAAAAUACGUCGAUACGUCAAUAGACGAAGUUUUGUCCCCAGUUUCGACUCUAUGUUCGUAAAUACAUGUAUGUAUUCUUGUAAAUAAGUGUGUAGACGUGUGCGCGUAAAUAAAAAAAAUUGCGAGCGGUGAACGCGACGCGGGAGUUUUUCCGAUAAACGAAUAAGUAGAAUAAACGUGCAGUGGCCGAAGACAAAAAGUUUGUUGGUUAAAAGUGCAAUAUACAGUGAAUAACGAGAAGAAAGAAGAAAAUGUUUCUCUCACGCGUCCGUGCGAGAGGGCGCGUAUGGUGAGCGUGUUCUUCAAAAAGAGUGAGCGAAGGGGAGGGGGCGUUGUACGUGGGCGGCUGGCGAGUGAGAGAGACGGAGACGAAAAGAGAGCGCGAAGCAGCAUCAAGAGAGCAGGGCGCAAUACGGUUCGCGUCUAUCGUCGACCUGUACAAAGCUCGUUUCACCGGGAGAGCCCAGAAAACAGCAAUCGCUUAUGUACAUAAUCGCACGCGAUCUCGCUCUCGCUCCUCUCCACCUCGAGACUCCACGAAAAAAAGGAAAAUAGCUGCACGCACGCGAUUUUUCCAUACAAUAAAUACGUAAACAAAGGAAAUUAAAAAUACGGCGAGAUCUCCGCGUCGCGCGCUACGUUUCCCCAAAUUUUUCUCUAUCCAAUGACUAACCUCGAAUUCCGAAAGCUCGCUAGGAGAAUUCGCGGCGGAGAACGUAUCGGAAGAAAAGCUACUAAUAAAUACUCGACGAUUCAUCCGAAAUCUCACGGAUAGCAGCGCUGCUGAAAAAAAUACGCGUCAUUUAAGUAUCGAAACAACGCUCCUAACGAAUUUCUACCUAUCUAUAAUUUUUAUUUCAAUUCAGCGUCCGAUUUACCGCGACGCACCUAACCUCUUCGAGCCUCGAGUGUGCUUCGUAAAACAAUAUCCACCUUUGUACAUACGGCACACACACCCACGCAACAUCCUCCCGAGCACAUUUGGAUACACGUACAUCUCACUCGACUGUAUCGCGAUCUUUCUUUCCCCACUAUUUCGCAGUUCCUACCUCGAGAUCGCACAGCAUCUUUCUUUCAUCCAGUCCCCCGUCUCCCCUCGGCCCGGUACUCGCUCGAUCCGACUCUUUUCUCUCUCCGACGCGCUUCCUCGCUUCCCCAGAUGAGGUAUCGCGGUACACCGCGCUCACUCGUCGAUAAACCCGAGUGAAAAAAAUCUAGACACGAUAUUUUACACUCGCACAUGUCUCUUUACGUACAUGUGUGCGAGCGAGCGUGCACACAUUCACGGAAUACAUAUGUAUACGCAUCGGCUCGCGAGACUGCGCCACCUAACCAACAUCGCUGAUACUACUUUCGUGUCGUCAACGACUCAUCAUCAUCAUCAUCAUCAUCAUCACCGUAGCUAGCAGGAGGCAGUAUUUCACGGAGAAGGAUUACACGCACUGACGGACUGACGAGAAUCACUGCCUGGCUUCACCGUUUCUCGAUACACUGCUCGCCCUCACCUGAUGCCACUGAAAGUCGUCGAGCGGCGCACCGACUACCGGACGACAACGAAUACCAGUUUAUUUGGAAAACACAGUGAAUUUUUAAGUGCGCACACUCGACGAAACUUACCGCUGAACAACGAUCAAAGUUUUUUGCUGCUCUCGCUUAACUCGCAGAUUUAAACGGAAAAAUUGACUCCCGAAAAAUCAUUUCCCGGAUGUUGGAUUACGAUUUUGACGAUCUCUGCGCGCCUGUUGGUCCGAGUUCCUUAAUCUUCGAGCUUCACGUUCUUUCUGCUUCCUCGCUUCAUAUCGCGCGCUGCUUCUGUGAGGUCGCGCGCGUACACACGCAUCACAUGUUUUUUCGGUGCGCACGGCGAUCGGAGCUCGUCUUGCCAGGGGAAAAAUAAAUUUUUGUAGAAAUCGUGGCCCAUCCUCGUACCGCGCGUCGGCCACGCGCUCUUCGCAAAAACAUCGAGUAUUUGACAGACAGAGAAACACCGAAACUAGUUUGACCGUAACGAUAAUAUCAACGGUGGAGUUUACGAAUGAGACUUGGUCGCGCUUCGCAGACCUAUGGGCUCCUCACGAACGCGAAUGUGACGCUGAGAAUAUUCUACCGCGGCGACAUCUCAACGGCGAUUAUUUGUACGAGAAAGAAGCUCAAUCACGAGCUGCUUUUGGAACGACGAUAUCCAACGUCGUUCAACGAUGUUUACUCGUACUUUUUCGUCGUAAAAAUUUUUCAUUAAAUAAUAUACCUCUCGGGAGGUUAUUGCCGCGCGUGACCUAAUACAUACACAAAAUUUUCGUUGAAAAUCACGAAAUACUUACUUUUUUACACUCGGCGGGUCGACAUCGACCCAAAAACGGCUGGAAUCAUACGGAGGCUUAACGAUCUAAUAUGAGCAUGACUCUCGUACGGAAUACGUUCAAAGGGUGCAGCGAGGACGAAGCCGGCGCUGAGCUUGCUGAAGUUGCCGAUAGCGCGGGUGUGGCGGCGGCUCAAGGUGGUGGGGGCGGAGGAGGUCGCGGUGGUGGUGGAGGCGCUGGAGGAGGCGCCGGUGUCGCCAGUAGUGGCGGCACAGGAGGCGAGGCCGGCUCGGUAAAGCAAGGCGAGCGAUGCCCGCAGUGUGGCAUGGUCUGUAGGGAUUUACACGUUCUUCAGCUUCAUCUCGAAGAUAUUCACAAAACCUCGUUCGCGAGCAUCGACAAACACGAUCUCAGCGCUCAAUUCUCCCAAGUUUCGUGCAAAGUGUGCAAUAAAACAUUCGCAAACGUUUAUCGUCUUCAGAGGCACAUGAUCAGCCACGACGAAAGCGCAGUUUUGCGUAAAUUUAAAUGUCCGCACUGUGAGAAGGCCUUCAAAUUCAAGCAUCAUCUGAAGGAACAUCUCCGAAUCCACAGUGGAGAAAAGCCAUUCCAAUGCAACAAUUGCAGCAAACGUUUCUCCCAUUCGGGCUCGUACUCGAGUCACAUGACUUCGAAAAAAUGUUUGAUAGUGAAUUUAAAAAAAACACGACAAGCUUCGAUAGCGAGUGUCGAUCGCGUCGCAAAAAAAUCGUCGCAACAGAAUCUCUCAAAUUCGCGGCGGGAUUCUGUCGAUCUUCACGUCUCGAACAACAACACUUUUAUGCCGAUAUUACCGAAAUUGUCGCCCUCCGAUUAUCAGGACAUACACCGAGAAGGAGCAGGUAUCUACGACAUGCCGACACUCUUACCGCAAAUGAUGGGCUUCGGUAGCUAUUUUUUGCAAUCUUCGAUCGGUAAAAUUCUCAACCAAUUGCACACGAAACGACUGGACGAGGUUGCCGAACAAUUCGAGUCGCAUCGCGAAGUCAUGAGUCCCUCGACGGCUGAUUCGGAAGGUACCGAAGGUACGGGAGGAAAAAAUUCACCGUUGCCCAGCGAUCCUCAAGGCCUCGAUGCUGUUAGAAGAAUUCUUGAGACCGUGAAUACCUCAGUCACGAAACAGCUGCUUGAGGCGAAUGUGAGAAAAUUGGCCUCGUCUCCUGCUACGAUUAAGCGAGAAUUCUACGAAGAUUAUCAGGAUCAGGACAGCGAGAUGUCGAGUGAAAUGACUCACAGUCAGGAUUGGCAAGCAGCGGAUCAGUGUGAUUCGCAAAGCGAAGGUCUGGCCGCAAAACUGGAGGACGUCAAUCGACCAUCGUCGGAGCGUCCGAGUAUCAAGAGGAAAGCCGAGGACGCCGGCAUUGAAACUUCGGAGGGUGAAAUCGAGGAUGAAGAAAGCACACAGCCGCAGAACGAAUCAGGCAGGAGAGUUAGAGCACGCUCGUUGAUCGAUGACGAACAAUUGGCCGUCCUUAAGGGAUAUUACGCGAUAAAUCCACGACCUAAGAAAGAAGAAAUUGCAAUGAUAGCGAAUUACAUUAAUUUUUCAACUCGAGUUGUUCAGGUUUGGUUUCAAAAUUCACGGGCGAGAGAUCGCAGAGAGUCGAAAAUUCCUGAACUUUUGCCCCUGACGAACUUCAGCCAUCACACCAAUAUCGAGCAACCGCUCGAUCUCUCGAAGAAAGAAGCUUACGCGAAAUCCGUUGUGAAAGACAACGACAAUGGAUCGAACAGACACACCGCAUCUCCUUGCGCUCCCAAAGAAGAGCCGAUACGUCCUCUUUCACAACCUCACAACGACGUCGAAGAUAUCGAUGAUUCGCCUCUUGUCAUUGACGAGGAAACGACCGAUUGCGCUGAUCCCAAGAAAGUAGAGGUCAUUAUAAACGAGGAAAUCGUUCCCAAGACUCAACCCGUUAUUCAAACGAAAACUACCGAGCCCGUAGUCACCACGACGACAGAAGCACCGCCUCCACCUGCCGAGAACGAACAAGAAGGAUUAUACUUUUGCGAUCAGUGUGACAAGACGUUCUCAAAGCACAGUUCACUCGCGAGACACAAGUACGAACAUUCCGGUCAAAGGCCUUACAAAUGCGAGGAGUGUCCUCGUGCAUUUAAGCACAAGCAUCAUCUUACGGAACACAAGAGACUUCACACCGGUGAAAAACCUUUCCAGUGUUCCAAGUGCCUGAAGCGAUUUUCCCAUUCUGGUUCCUACAGUCAGCACAUGAACCAUCGUUACUCCUACUGCAAGCCGUACAGAGAAUAGUGACGACUUCCUGCAUCAUCUCAGGCCUCGAUUUCUUGUCGUCGUCGCCGUCGUCGUCGUCGUCGUCGUCGUUCCGGCACAUCGCCAAAAAAAUUCAUAUAUUUAUACAUAUAUAACUAUUCUCUGGUCAGGGAUGAAGUAGUCGUCGGUGGCUUUUGCAUAAAUUCUUUGUUGGCCAGAGCAAAAAAUUCCAUCCUCGAGAGAAAUCUUGAACGACUUGAAAAACUUCAAGUUCGUGUGUCUCUAGUUCAUCCCUGAUGGCGAAUUGACGUAUAUAUGCAUGUAUAUGAUAUGAUUAUAUACAUAAAAAGUCCGCUCGUCGAGCCAAGUACGUAUGAAAGCACAGAAGAAGGAAGUAGCAACUUCCUCAUUCGAGGCUUAGCAUUUAAGCUUUACGCGCACCGACGAAAACGUCGUAAUGUUCGUUUUCGGAAAAAAGUUUCGUCCUACGAAACGAACGGAGCAAGAUGAAAGAAAAUUUCAAUUCGAGAUAGGGGAGAGAGCAUUUUCUCAAGGAGACCCGUUCACCGAGAACUUACCAUCACGCAAAUGCCAAAGCAACCAAAAACCUCAGCCGCACGUACGCGUUUCCGAAUUGUAUAACAAAAUAAUAACAAUAAUUCGUGAUCGUGUAUAACAUAACAAAGUUAUGAAUGUUGCCCUAUUGCGCUGGGAAUAUUAUAGAAGGGGAAAAAGUAACUGGGUAAAAAUGAUGAUGGAGAAAGGAAAGAUAAAAUGCCAACAAACAACACGUAACGGUACCAAAAAUGCAUAAUGCAAUAAUCUAUUAUAUAAUAUACAUAAUAUUUUAUUAUUUUUAUUAACAAAAUAUUAUAUAUACCACGACAAUAAUAAGAACUAAUAAAUGUACAAAUUUGUUAGCCAACGAUUCGCUCGAUGAGUGGCGAGUAUAGGUGAGGAGAAAACAAAGAAUAAAAGAAACUGGAGUAAUGAAAUGACGAUUACGCGAGUAUUUGAAAACGAGCCGCUGGCGUUCACUUAUGAGGAUAAAUAUGAAAAACGCAAAACAAAAAAAUAAAAAUAACUCAAUACUUUUUCGAAGAGGAAUUAAGAAUAUAAAAGUUAUAUUAAUAAUAUUAGUUGACGUAAGGAUAGUAAGGUUCCCGCAAACAAAGAAAAAACAACAAGUUCUCGGGCAAUUUCGCGAAUAGGCCAGGAAAUAAAGAGUGUGAUUUUGACAAAAAAAGUAACAGGUUCCGUUACACGUGGAAAAGUCCUCUGAUGUUGAGUUUAUAGUUUUGAACACGAGAUUCCGAGUACUUUGUUUAUUAUUAACAAAUUAGUGAAAAAUAUCGCACUUCUUUUGAGUUUAUUUCUUCUAAAACGAAAACCAAUGAAGUUAGGGGAAAGCUACCAAAAGACGAAAUGUAGGGAAUAAAAAUGCGAAGAGAACGAGCCACGGAAAGACCCGAUCGGUUAAUAACUAACGGAAAAAAUGGAUAAAACAACAAAAAAAUGACGUUUUUUCAAAAUCUGAUGAUUUCGUAGCUUCGUUUCCUGGCCUAGAAUUGCAGGCAUACAUACUGAUAAAAAUUAUAAUUGUUUCAUUAAGAUUAUCAUACUAAACGCGUGAGAAUGAAAAAGCGUUGAAGGACGAAUCGAAAUUUGGAGUUAAUAUUAUAGAGAUUAAAAACUGAUCUGAACGAAAGAGUGAGGAUCGAGAACUUUCCAUCCUUGUUCAAUGUUUCCCUUCGUAUGCAAUGAGCUCUUGUCUGAACGAACGGAAGAGAAAAAUUUCAUCGACUUUUUCGAGCAAUCACGUUGGACGAUGCGUGUGUUUUUUUUUCUUUUCAUUUAUCAGAGUAAAAUGUUUCAACGAAUUCGUUCAUCGUUCAUCGAGCUAUACAAGUCCUUUCUGUUUAGUUACGUAGCUGAUUAUAUUUUGUAUCGGCUUCGGGAGAAAAACACGAUGUAGCAAAUACGGGAACGAUCGCAAUUCAUUGUUCGAAACACAUUCCUACCGAGAGAGUCUCGCAUAUUAUUAUCUUCAAUCUAAUCGUUUGUAAAUAAAAAUAUUCAAGCAGGAUAUUAUUUCAAAUCGCCAGAGAUUUUAACCGAGAACAGGUGUGAAAAAUUGACCAACGAAACAAAAUAGAGAGUAUUUAUCGCUGAGCUUUUUUACGAACGAGGAACAGAGUCUCAAAAAAUGGCUCUUUUUUUUCAAUACUCGGGACACAUAUGCAACGAAUGAUUGAAUUUAGAUUCAAACAAUUUUUAUUUGGAAGGUGAUUUUUCCAAGUGUUUUUGUUCUCAACGUUUGACAGGGACAAAAAAACACAAAAAUCGUGAAUAACCAAGCAGUCAUACGUACUUAUAGCAAGUUGACGAAGUCACUUAGAAAAUGAGAGCGUUCACAAGCGCGCGCGUUUAACGAAAUGCCAUUGGUCCUAUUUGUCAUAAAACAUUCCGUAAAAACGCGUUUCUUUCUUCUCUUUUUUAAUAUUAGAUUUUAUAUAUCCUCUCGUGUUUUUUGGCUUCUUUUUUACUCACAAUCGCGAUUAAUACAGAGGUGCAUUUUAUUCUUUACCGAUCAUUCCCGUGUAUGCAAAAAUCGAGAGAGUCAAAAAUAGUUUUAUCGUUCCUAGUGAAUUGGAGCCCGAGUCGGGAAAACUUUUUUACACUCGCAAUGCAAAAAAUGCGAUGUACAUGUUUAUAUGUAGACGCGAAUUGGGUAAAAAAACAAACGAACAAGCAAAUAACGAAACCGGUGAAUUUUCUCUGGUACAGCAAUUAUCGAUUUUCCGAGGGGAACAACCCGCGUGAGUCCCGAUUGAGGAGGAAAAAAAAUUUUCAACAUGAUAUUAAAUGCUUCCAACAAUAUACCAUGACUAAAGCUAUAUGAUUAUUACGACAUUUGUAUAAUUUUAUUCGCUCUUUUUUUUUUUUUUUUUUUAAUUAUAUACACAUAUAUUUAUAUAUAAAUAAAUUCGUUCGAAAAGCCUAGAAAAAAAGAAAAGCAAGCGAUACGAGAGCAACGCGCAAAAAGUCUCUGCGAAAGAUGAUAAUACUCGAGAAUGUAUUUUAUAACAGUUUAUUCGUCUUUUUUUAUUUACACGUACCAGAAGUGAUAAGUGAUAUUGUUAUUGAUAAAUAUAUAACUGUGGUAACCGCGUAUAAUUGCCAGGCCAAUUGAGGCAAAAAUAUUAGCCAGCAGAGAGGGGUGAAAAAUGAGUUUUAAAGAUUAAUCACGAUUACGAUAAUAACUACCAAUUACGAUAAUAAUAAUGAUAAUGAUAAUAAUAAUAAUUAAUUAAUUAAUUGAAUAAUGAUAAUUUUAAUGAUAGAAGAUAACAAUGAUGAUAAUAACGCUGAACUUGUACUUCCUCACGUAGAAGCUUCGGUUAUCCGCGACAGGCAUCGUGUUCAUACAUAAUUAUUCAUCCUACGAAUAAGCAGAUAUGAUGCUUAUAAUACUCAUUUAUUAUUAUAGUGUUAACACUUAAGAAAUAUAUUUUUAUAUAAUUAUAAUAUAUUAUAUACGAUAGAACUUAAAUGAUCGUUUUGCGAUCGACACAGGUCUCUAUUGAAACUAUCUCUCUCACUUAUGACAAAGACAAAAAAUACAAUACAGUCGAGUCGGUACGAAAGGCCAGUUUUUGUUUUCUGUAUCUCAUACUUUCCAAUGAUUUUCGUCCAUUGAUUCACGUAAUUGUGCCAAAAGAACGAACAAUCGAGAGAGACGAAGCGAAUCUGUUUGCUCCGUUGAUGAAUUCUCGUUAUAGUGCAUUUUUAUGAAGUAACGCGGUGAUUUUGCGAAAAGCAACGAAUGCCUCUCGGUAUACGUGUCCAUUCGUCCUUCCUGAAUAGCUGUCUCAAUAUUUCCGAAAGUGUUUGACGCGACAAAAAUUGUUAUUAUCGUUUUUUUACUUUUCUUUUGUUUUUGUCUCUACAAUAUUUUAUUACGCGCUUGAAUUUUAUAAGGAAAUUAAGAUUUUUUUAAUCAUUCGUUUUCUAUUGAUUUGUUGUAACGUUCACUUAUUUAUAAAAAAUUGCCGAUGAUUUUUUGCCACCGCCACGUUCCUUUGUCGUUUAUCAAUUGGUUUUAAUCGUACUUUUCUCACACUGUUCCUACGAACUUUGAUCGUUUGUUGCUUUCGAGACGAGAGUCUGUUAUGAUAACUGAUGAAAAAACUAUAUACACACACACUGAAAUCGAGCCGUCACGGAUUGAAAGAAAUGAAGACAAUAAAUCGGCAGUCGUUACGUAUACCUCAAAUAUUUGAGAAAAGAUAAAAAUAAAUGAUUGAUCGAUUGAGGAAAAUAUAAAGAGAGAGAGAGAGAGAGAGAGGGAAUGCUGAAGCGAAUUUUACGGCUAGACCAAAAACUAGGAGGUCUGUACUGUAGGGCUAUUUGUAUCUUCUUCGAUGACAAAUGAGCGAGCAACAUUUUGCCAUCGUUUCGGGCUUGACAGCCGCAUCUCAAAAGAUUGACAACGAAAUAAAGGAAUAAAGGUGUUGAGACGAGAGGAAAACAAAAGAAAAACAAUACGAACGACGAAAAUUCGCGAGUGAAUGUGAUUUUUUUUCUUUUUUCGAUAUUCGCAGGAAAGAAGGGCGUAAAAGUACUAAUACAUUUUGACGCUGUAGUCGCUGAUGUACCAAUUUGCCAAUGCAUAUUUACAAGGAUGAGACCGAAAAGCGAACGCUGCGUCGUUCAAGCGAGCUAAAUUUUUCCCGAACUAAACUAAAUGAAGCAAAGUUGAAGAGGCGAAUACGCCUAGCAAAUAACCUACGCCCUCGUCGGUAUUGGCAAAACAUUUCACGUGUCUAAUUCCUAAAAUGAAGUGAAAAUAAAAGAAAAACGAAAAAGAAAAAAAAACACGAUAACAAAGAAGAAGCAAAACGAAGUGAUGGAUGAACGAAAUAAGAUGGGAAAAUUUUUACGAUUGUUAAAGCAACGAUUUAAUAAGAGAAGAAGAAGAAAAAAAAAGGAUAAAAUAAAUAAUAAAAUAAAUAAAAAGCACCAUACGAUGCCUUCCGUGAACGACCGAGCUUGCCUAGUUGCCAAAUAGUACCGACGAAAAAGCGAGUUUAAUAUCGGAGGUAGGCUGUUUUUUUUCGAUGCGAUAUUCUACUGGAAAAUGAAAAAAAACAACCACGGAAAAAGUAGAGAGGGGGGGGAAGGGGGGGGAUUCCAAUUGAUACGAUUCGGUGCAUCGAGAUCUUCGAACUAGCAAAAUAAGACUUCGUUUCUUUCAUAAAAUACCAUUAUUAUGAUUUUUAUAUUUUUCUUUCACAAUCAUCUUAUUUUUUAAUGCACGUGACGGCGGUCUUCGUGAUCCGCGGUCUGCCUUAAUAUGCACAGGCACCACAGCUUUCGAUACCUCGUUGCACCGAAUCUCCCCCAUCCGGGGAACGGGUGUAUGGCUCUUUCGGAAGUUUCGAUAACAAAAUAAGCUUCGCGCGAUUCGAGAGAAAACAAAAAUUAAUUAAAUCUACCUUGUGACUUCCAAUUAUAAACAGUGAAACCGGAUUGUCAUGCAAUUGAGCUUUCCAUGACUAUGUAUACAUAUAUAUGUGUAUAUAUAUAUAAAUAAUUGAGUAUAUGUGUAUAUACAUAUAAAAUAUAUGUAGACAUAAGUACCAAAAUGGAUAACAAAAAUGUAUAAUACUAUUCGAUACCACGGACAAUAAAAAAAACCAAAAAAAAAAACAACAAAAAAAACAAAAAAAAACAAACGAAUAUACCGUUUCACUUAGACACUUUGAACCGUAACGAUACAGCAUAGUAUACACGUAGAAAUAAAAGGUAUAAAUAUAUAUAAUAUAUAUAUAUAUAUAUAUAAAUAAAUUUACAAAAAAAAAUAAAAAUAAAAAUUCGUAUAUAUAAAUAUAUAUAAAUAUAUUAUAUAGAUUUGAGGAAAAAAAUUAUAAAUAACGUGUAAUUGCCAUUGAAUUAACAAUAUGGAGAAUGAUAACGAUGAGAAUGAUAAUGCAAUACGUACUCGCUGACUCUGAGACGAGAGGAGAGAAGAUUAGUUAGGAAGUAAGAAGAAAAAUGAUGGAACGGGGGGGGGGGGGGGGGGGCUAGCCAUGUAGUGUCGGCAGAGUCCCAGAAAAUUUGGAUUGAGAUUGAAAAAAAAGAAUUCGGCUUUUCCUCCAUUUGAGUUGUCACAUUGUUGUAAAAGUGAAGAAAAUACGAGAGAACGGGAGAGGCGAAAAAAUUCAUGUAUUUUGGCAAUAUUAAUGUGGAUAAAUAUUCAAAAUUUUACUCGUGGAAAAUUAGAUCCGAGCGGAAGGGAGUGACGCUUGAUUCUCCAUUUACAACGAAACGAUUCGGGCGCUUCGCGUAAAGUUCGGAAUUUUAUUUUUUAUUCAAGGACUAAGAAAAUAUAGAACAAACUGCAAAAUUGUUCAGUGUCUUUCGUGAGUACGGAAUUUAUUCCCCUUCGAAUUAAAUCGGGAAGGAGCUAGAGUUGGAGCUGUGUUCACACUACGUAGCUAACUUCCAACGAUGAAUUUAAAGAAUUAGGGAUGCACGAAUGCUUACCUUUUGAACGUCGUAUUUGUUACUGUGAGAUAAGGAUUAAAAAAAAAAAAAAAACAAAAAAACAAAAAAACAAAAAACAUAGAAGAAAAAAUAAUAUUGUAUUGUGACAAAGUUCCAUCCAUAAUAAAUAAAUGAAAAUAUUAUACAGUUAGGCCGACUAUUCCGCCAGUUCGUGCCUUUUUUCUGCAGGGAAAAUGCAGUUUUGGAAAACGGAUCUAGCGCGCUGUAAUGUCAGUUCUUAAGACUAACGAAAAAUUAAAAAAAAAAUAAAUAAAUACGAAAGAAAAGAAGGAAACAGAACAAAGUAAAAAAACGAAGGAAACCAAUAUAUUGCGGGAUUUGCGUGUAUUUAAAAGUAAAGCUCACAAAACUCGAGCAGAGUUUGAAGGCUACUAACCCGAAUUUGAAGGUACUGAUUGUAUUUUUGCCAAGAUCUUCGGGUGCCCAUUGUGUUAUUCGUUCGCAUGUAAUAUAUUUUAUUGAAAAUAAAAAAAUAUCACGUACAAUUAUACCGGCCACGUGUGUGUGUGUGUGUAGUACGUUUAUCGGUUAAUUACUCAAUACGAAGAUUCAAUUGUUUUUUUUUUCUUCUCUUUUCGAUAUAUAUUUUUAAGACCAAUCAAAAUUUAAAUAAAUUUAUUUUAUCGAGGCUUGUUGAUCGAAGCAAAUAAAUCAGUACGUUCUUCAAUAUUACGAGCAGUUAUUGAUUUAAGAUAAAAACAAACGUUAUAGGUUAGUUUUUUUGCCAAUGUAAUUGUCCAAGUAGUUCGUUCUAAUUUAACCUGCGGUUCGAUAAACCUUAUUUGACGUAUUUUUUUCAAUGUGCAGUAGCCGGAAGUAAAGACAAAAGAAAGCAACGUUAGAACAAAAAUACGUGUUAGAAAACUUUGUAGCACUAUAACCUGUAAACUUUCAUUCCACGUUACUUUUUUUUCAUUCGAAUUUUUCGUACUUUUUUUCUACAAUAUCGCCUCAGCUGAUAUUACGUUGCGUGCAUCGGAUCGAAUGUCCAGUACGAUGUACGUUUAGAAUGUAAUUAUAUAAUUAUACAUACAUAUAGAUCUUUCGAAAGUGUGGUAGUUGCAACCUGUACACAUUGCCAAUUUAAUGACGCAAUACUCAUUUGUUUUUUCGCCACAUUUUGUGUGACUUCUUUUUCGUACAGUUUACCGAUAUAAAAAGAAAAAAUAAUAAAAUGUCAUGCGCUUGAAUAAAAUUCAAUAUACUUCUUA